Molecule: messenger RNA, 693 nt
Organism: Drosophila hydei
Lineage: Eukaryota; Metazoa; Arthropoda; Insecta; Diptera; Drosophilidae
Product: 10 kDa heat shock protein, mitochondrial
Exons: 2
Coding region: 91-399 (102 amino acids)
Cellular component (GO): mitochondrial matrix
Molecular function (GO): protein folding chaperone; metal ion binding; ATP binding
Source: RefSeq, a predicted model, not a curated record
AUAUUUCCCAUUUGGUUCAGUCUGUUUCUAGCAUCCGAACCAAACGGCUGUAAAAUACCAAAAAAAUAAUAACUAAAAAAGCGUAGAAGGAUGGCAAACGUUAUCAAGAAAGUCGUGCCCAUGCUGGAUCGCAUUUUAAUACUGCGUGCUGAGGUCAAGACUACAACAGCCGGCGGUAUUUUACUUCCAGAGGACUCUGUGCCCAAGGAGAUGCAGGGCGUUGUCGUUGCUGUGGGCCCCGGUGCUCGCAAUCCCGUUGGUGCUGGACACUUGCCUGUGGCCGUCAAGGAGGGUGAUCGUGUGCUCUUGCCCAAAUAUGGAGGGACCAAGGUGGACAUGGAUGACAAGCGCGAAUAUGUGCUAUUCCGCGAGAGCGACAUCCUGGCCAAGUUGGAAUAAGUCGGUGCCAAGUUAGUUCAUUGCCGGCCAGUUCUUAACAAGCGUCACACGUUGCAGACUGAUCAGAGCCUAAGACUCUGAAAUCAAACACUGUUCCGUUACAAAUCAAAACUCCCUUGCGUUCGAAACUAAAUGAUUGAUGAAAUGUUGUAUUUGGUAGCUAGACACUAAAGGUAACAUCAAAAAAUUAAUUUAAGAGCACACGUCACCCGCGGACUUACCCAGUUAUGUUAGGACACGACAAUAAACAAUUGUUCAGAUUGCGUUUUUUCUUUAAAGAGCAUUAAAAAGAAA